Molecule: messenger RNA, 1270 nt
Organism: Neoarius graeffei (lesser salmon catfish)
Lineage: Eukaryota; Metazoa; Chordata; Actinopteri; Siluriformes; Ariidae
Product: piggyBac transposable element-derived protein 4-like
Exons: 2
Coding region: 164-1111 (315 amino acids)
Source: RefSeq, a predicted model, not a curated record
GAGGACCAGAGCUUUGCGUCUGGAAACUGACCAUUUGGCCGCCUUUAGGCAUGUCUGGGAGUGUUUCCUGGUGAACUGCAGAGGACAGUUCAUCUCCAGUGAUUGUGUCACCAUUGAUGAGCAGCUGGUGCCCUUCCGGGGAAGAUGCAGCUUCCUGCAGUACAUGCCCAACAAGCCUGCAAAGUAUGGCAUUAAAAUAUUCUGGAUGUGUGAUGCGCGGGUGCCUUAUGCAAUAAACGGCACAGUCUACACUGGGAAACAGCCAGGAGAGAAGACACAGAAGAACCUUGGUGAGAAAGUUGUCCAACAGCUCUGCAGUGUCAUCAGACAAACAGGUCGCAAUAUCACCAUGGACAACUUCUUUACAAGCGUUCCCCUGGCUCAGAGCCUACUUGAGAAGAAUCUCACCCUUGUGGGGACACUGAGGCAGAACAAGGCAGACAUACCGCCAAUUAUGAAGCCAUCCGACUCCAGGGAGCGCUACAGUUCCACAUUUGGUUUCUGUGGGGACAUGACCAUGGUGAGUUACGUCCCCAAGAAGAAAAAAGCUGUCGUUCUUCUCAGCACCAUGCACGACGACACAGCAGUGGAUGAAAGAAUGAAAAAAAAGCCAGAGGUCAUACAGUACUACAAUAAAACCAAAGGAGGCGUGGAUCUCAUGGACCAAAUGGUCCAAACAUACACAUCAAAGCGGCGAACAAGGAGGUGGCCUAUGGUGCUCUGGCAAAAUGUGGUCGAUGUUGCUGCUCUGAAUGCAUUCACUGUUUUUACAGCACAUCACCCUGAUUAUAUGGGUGGUGUGCCAAAUGCCCGGCGCCUCUUCAUCAAGGAAUUGGCUCAAGAGCUAAUCAUGCCUCACAUGAGGAGGCGACUGGAGACCAGUCUCCAUCUGCAGAAGCAUGUCAUUCAGGCAAUGGAGAUGUGUGGCUUACAGAGGCAGUUCAUCCAGCCACAGGAGCCAAACCGUGUCUUGCAGAGUAAGAGAAAGAGGUGCAGCCUGUGUCCCUCUGCGCGAGACAAAAAAGUGUCUCACUCAUGCUCCCGAUGUGCACGGCCUGUGUGCAAAGAACACAAAUUCACUCAGGUGAUUUGUGAAAUGUGCAAGAACUGAGAAAGCUGUAACAAUGUAGGUCAAUACUGACCUUUUCCCAUGAUUAUAUGCAGUUUUACUUAGUGUAUUUACAUACCAGGUCCGUUUUAUAGUGGUUCACUGACAUUAUCAAUUUACUGUUUAGUAUCCAUAUUUUACAAUCUCAGUCACAGUCAUUUU